Molecule: messenger RNA, 3188 nt
Organism: Belonocnema kinseyi
Lineage: Eukaryota; Metazoa; Arthropoda; Insecta; Hymenoptera; Cynipidae
Product: proton-coupled amino acid transporter-like protein CG1139
Exons: 8
Coding region: 570-2006 (478 amino acids)
Biological process (GO): amino acid transmembrane transport
Cellular component (GO): vacuolar membrane
Molecular function (GO): amino acid transmembrane transporter activity
Source: RefSeq, a predicted model, not a curated record
UUUGACGAGUGGACGCCUUUGAUUGCACAUGCACUUCAUAAACAUUGUCGAAAAAGUGACCAAGUUUCGGAUUUUAUUUUUAUUUAUUUAUUUUUUUAAUUCCAUAUCAUCCAGUUUCCACUAACAAUGAAGAGUGCGCGUAAAAAAAAGAGUGUACAGUUUCCGCAUUUUUGAUUGGUCCUUCCGGAUGUCGUUUCCGCCGAAUUGUGCAGAUUCGGCCGAUAAAUCGUUUCGUUGACUUAUUUAAAAUAGUUUUUUUUUUUUUAUAAUUUUAGUGUCUUUAAUUUGUUUUCAAUUUAAAAUAGGGCUUGUUAAGUUUGACCUGGAAGGAAAAUUGAAGGAGGAUUUACAGAUGGGCUCAAACGAAUAAUAGCGAGUCGAACGCUAGUAUAAAAACAAUACUUGGUAGAAAAUCAGAUCAGUCGGGUUGUGACCACCGUAUCUACCAUAUCACAUUUUUAAUGCGAUAACACCUUUUCUUUCGUGAAUAACUUGCUUUUUUUUUUAUUGUGACACAUUGUUGAAAAAUUUAUUUGAGAUAUUUUCGGGAUUUUCAUGAAUCAUUGACAAUGUCUCAGGAUAAUCUUGGAUUUAGUGCCAGUUUGGAUUGUAUAGAUCAAAAGAAGCAACCAUCGUCGAAUGGUAGUUCAAGCAGGAAUGGAAAAGAUGGGGUAUAUACAGUGGAACUCCAAAGCAAGAAAAAGUAUGUCGAAGAACUGGAAGGCACGUAUGACCCGUACCAAAAUAGAGAAGUUGAGCACCCAACUACAUUUUGGGAAACAUUGUUUCACCUCCUGAAAGGCAGCCUGGGAACUGGAAUUUUGGCCAUGCCAAAAGCAUUUGCUCACGCAGGAUUUGCUAUUGGAGUAGUAGGUACCGCCGUAAUCGGCUUCCUGUGCACUUACUGCAUUCACCUUCUAAUUAGGUCAGAAUACGAGCUUUGCAAGAGAAGAAAAAUCCCAUCUUUGACAUACCCAACAACAGCUAUUGAGGCUUUGAGAGAUGGACCCAGGUGUUUGAGGCCAUGUGCCAAAAUCUCAGGAACUGUGAUUAAUUCCUUCCUGCUGAUAUAUCAACUUGGUACCUGUUGCGUUUACACAGUCUUCAUCGCAACGAAUUUAAAAUCAGCUUUUGAUUCCUUCCUCAAGGAGGACAUAGACGUAAGAUUGUACAUGUUGGUCCUUCUUCUCCCGCUGAUAUUUAUCAAUUGGAUACGAAAUUUGAAGUCUCUCGCUCCUCUCUCGACUAUCGCCAAUGGCAUUACUUUCGCCAGUUUUGGUGUUAUACUCUACUUCCUGUUUAGAAAUGCACCGAGUAUAGAAGGAAAAUCACCUGUAGGAAAAGUAGCAGAUUUUCCUCUCUACUUUGGAACUGUACUGUUUGCGCUUGAAGCCAUAGGAGUGAUCAUGCCUUUGGAAAAUGAAAUGAAUGAUCCGAAAAGUUUCGCCAAGCCCGCCGGAGUUCUAAACAUCGGAAUGGUCAGCAUUAUUGUUUUAUAUAUUGGAAUGGGAUUUUUUGGAUAUCUCACGUAUGGCGACGAUGUGCAGGGAAGCAUUACACUGAGUCUUGGGAAUGAACCUGCAGCUAAAGUUGUACAAAUACUUUUAGCGAUAGCUAUUUUUUUCACACACGCUCUUCAAUGCUAUGUCGCGAUUGACAUUUUUUGGAAUGGUUAUCUGCUCCCGAAAAUGGCAGAUAGUGGGAAAAAAACAAUUAUCUGGGAAUAUGUCGUCAGAACCGGGCUGGUUCUUAUUACAUUUCUUCUUGCCGUGGUAAUUCCAGAGCUAGAAUUAUUCAUCUCCUUGUUUGGUGCAUUAUGUUUAUCAGCCUUGGGAAUAGCUUUUCCCGCCAUAAUUCAUAUAUGCGCAUUUUGGGAAACUUCGACUCCAAUGGAAAGAGGCAUUUUGGUCGCGAAAAAUAUGUCUCUGGUGCUAUUUGGUUUAUUAGGUCUUGUAGUAGGUACCUAUACAAGUCUUGAGCAAAUUAUAACAAAGUUUAGUAAAUAAACAAGUGAUUUAUUAGAAUAUGUGAAAUAAUUAAGUAAGACAAGGGUGAGACGUCUCACAGUCAUAAAAAAGUAGAUCUUUUGGUUCAAAAAGUUCCAGAGGUACUUCCUAACCGAUCUAAAAGUUUUUUUUUCAAAAUGAACCUAAUUAAAUGUUGAAGAUGUGUGUCAAAGUUGGUUUAAACAAUAACUCAGUUUGUUAUUCAAGUUUUCAAGUUAAACUAGAAAAAAACACACCAUUAUUUUUCUUGGUCUCACCCAAUUUUUAAAUUAAUAUAUAAAAUUAAUAUCAUUACAAAAUUGUUGUAUUUUACAGUAUUUAGUAUCUAAGAUAAUAGCAAUUUUGUUUAAAAUAUCAAUUACCAAAGAAAAUUGUUUAAUUGUUGUUGACAAUUUUAAGUUUGAGUUUUGUUGAAGUAAAACCGAUUUCCGAUGGAAAAUGCUAACAUGCCCUAUUAAAGUUUAGAUAUUGUAAAUAUUCUUUAAACUAUAAUGAUUUAUUAUUAACAGUAGCCAUUUAAGAUAAACAAAAAAUUAACUCAAAAAAAAUUGUUUCAAGAUUUUUACACUUCACUGAAAUGUUUACCGAGUUUCGGUAAAAAAACACAAGCAUAACCUAAAACUGUUUGCGACUUGUCAAUUUAAUGAUUUUAAAUGUUAAAUAUUCUUUAAAAUGUAAUUUUUUUUAUACUUCCGGUUUCCGAUCAGAAGAAUAAUAUAACCUUAAAUUGUUAGACAUUUUUUUAUCUUUUUUAAAUCUAGACCGAUUUCAAGUAAGAACCACGAGCACAAUCUAAAAUUGAUAAAAUUGUGAAUUUAUUUAAUGAUAAUCUGAAAAACCUCAAAAAUAUGAUUCCUUUUUAUAUUAGAAAUUCCAAUUUGCAACGAAAAACACUAAAACAAACAAAAAAUGAUUAUUUUAAAUUGUAAGUAUUUUUUUAAUUCAUAAUUAUUUUUGUUUUAAAUAACCUAUUUUACGUGAAAAGGUUAACAUAACCUUUAAUUGUUCCUAAAUUGUACAUUUUCUUUGAACAAUUUUAUAUCUAUACCAAUUUUUGAUAAAAAAAACUCGAAGAUAACUUAAAAUUUGUUUUUUAAUGAAUUCUAUGAUUUUGAGUGAUAAUCUGCAAAAUCUUAUAAUUUUUUUAAUUAAAUAUUUUCUUUGCAAUUUAAUCAUUUUUGU